CCUGCGGACAGAGCGGAAGCCACGCCCCACAUUCCCUCCUGAUGGCCUUGCCCCUCCUCCCAGAGUCCAGAGGGGCACUCUUCACUCACAGGUGUCCCCAGGGACAACUCCAUGCCCCACAUGGCCCUCGCCUGGAGCAGCGCCUGUCCCCGGCACUGUUUCCAGCAGCCCAGCCCAAGUGGAACCAGCGGGAACUGGACACCCCUGUGGGGGCGUGCCUGGCAGGGUCCACGGGAACCAGGGCCUCGGGCUUGUGCGAUGUUCACCACGCACCCUGCCGGGCUGCCCCUGGCCUCUUUGGCUGCCUUGAAUUCCUGGCUCAGAGCCACCUGGAGAAGGCACAGGCUUUUUAUACUUCCUGUUAUAUUAACAACCCACGGACCUUUUGGUCCUCCCCACUCGGCGUGAGCAGAGGUGCGCUGGCCCCCGAGAGCCUGGGUGGGUGCCAGGCUGUAAGAGAACACGGCGAUUGCAUUCACCCAGUGGAGCUGGAUCGGCUGGAAACAGUGCCGGGGACAAUGACGUGCUGGGCCGCCGCUGUCCCGAGAUCAGAAGUGAGGCGGUGCGCACCUGUCUCAGGAGUGCGGCUGGCCGUGCACCCUGAGGUAGAACAGGUGUCUCUGCAGUGCGCUCUGCGUCCUGACUGUGCCAGCUAGCUGCCCCGGGGCUCCCGUCCCUCCCGCCAGAGACUGUGAGCUCAGUCCUCUACAGACAGGCAAGGGUGUCCAUCUGGUCGGGACAGCAAGGGUCCUGUUGAGACCUCUCCCACACCGAGCACGGACAUUUCUGUGUGCUGUCCUUGUCCUCUCCUGCCUGUCCCCUUCUGUUCCCUGCCACUGUCCCCCCACCCUCUCCUCUUCCUCCCCCCGCCAUGAUGCCCUCCGCCCGUGGUGCCGUCUGCCUCCCUCUGCGGACCCCGGCGGCCAGCUGCUGCUUUCUGGUCUUUGCCAGUAAUAACAUCAGCCAAGCUAACGCACGAGCUGCUUCCCAGAGUCCGCAGACAGCCCCUGGCUUCACGCUGCCCUCUAUCCCUCGCGUCAGCCCCCUGCAAAUGACAGCGGCAGGAGCUGGAUUACCUUUAUAAGGUGCAUUUAUUGGGCUUUAAUAAACACUGUGCCUUCUCAAGCAUCACAUAUUUUUAAAAUUAUUUUUUGGCUGAUCGAUAUACAGUAAAGCUUUUAAAGGGCUUAUGCCGUCUCUGC
Chinchilla lanigera (long-tailed chinchilla) is the source of this 1202-nucleotide messenger RNA. RefSeq lists its product as uncharacterized. The transcript has 2 exons. The record is from RefSeq and is a predicted model, not a curated record. Lineage: Eukaryota; Metazoa; Chordata; Mammalia; Rodentia; Chinchillidae. Bases 42 to 656 code for a protein of 204 amino acids.